CACCGCGCGAAUUUUAAAUUUAUUGUUUAUUUUUUAUUAUUUGCAUUUAAAAAUGGAAAAUACAGAUUUACCAGUAUUAGAAAAUAUUAAAACUCUCCAUAAAUAUGACACAAUCUAUAGUGCAGACUCUGUUGAGUGGUGUCCACACGAACCAAAUCAAAAUUUGUUUGUUUGUGGUAAUUAUCAGCUAACAGAAGAACAAGAAUUCAACUCAAACAACAAAAGACUGGGUCGCAUUUUACUUUUUACCCUAACAACUGACUUAAAACUUCUCCAAACCCUGGAUACUGCUGCAGUUCUAGACCAAAAAUGGUGCCCAAAUCAAAUAAACGGUUCCUCAAUUUUAGGGGUAGUCAACGCAAAACGUGCCCUAGAAAUCUACAAACUACAAAACAGCUUUUUGGUACUUGUUACGAAAUAUACAUUUCUUGAGGACCAGUCUACUGAGACUUUAAUUUUAUCUUUGGAUUGGUCUACUGGUAAAACCGAGUCUCAACAUCCUCAUGUCGCUUGUAGCGAUUCCAAAGGCAAUAUUCACUUGUUACAGCUAAUUAACAAUGAGUUAGUCAUGGAAAAAUCCUGGCAUGGGCACGAUUUCCAGGCUUGGAUAACAGGGUUUUAUUAUUGGGACCCUAAUAUUAUUUUCAGUGGGGGUGAUGAUGCAGUAUUUUUGAAAUUUGAUAAAAGAGCCGGUGAUAGUCCUGUAGCCAAAAACAAACAACAUGAAACUGGAGUUACAUCAUUUCAUUCCAAUAAGUCCAAGGAGUUCCUUGUAGCUACAGGUAGUUAUGAUGAGCAUGUAAGACUAUGGGAUGUUAGAAGUAUUAAAAAUCCUUUAAAUCAAUUGAAAAUGCCUGGAGGUGUUUGGAGAUUGAAAUGGGAUCCUUUUAGUCAGAGAUAUUUAUUAGCAGCUUGCAUGUUUGGAGGACUUCACGUUAUGGAGGCUCAAUCGGAUAAAAUGGUUAUUUUAGAUAGUUAUUAUGAACAUAAAAAUAUAACUUAUGGAGCUGAUUGGUCAUUUUUGAACUGUAAUGGAAAUGUUAUCAUUGGUUCUUGUUCUUUUUAUGAUCAUUUGUUAUGUGUUUCUAAUUUCACUUGUGAUUUUUAAAUUAUAGUAGCAUAAUCUUUCAAGUUACCUACUCAUAAGAAUAUUUUGACAAACUCAAAAAAAAAUAUAUAUAUUUGAUCUGUUAAACUUUUAUUUGUUAUAAAAAAAAUAUAUUAUGUAUUCUUAAAACUAGUUAACAAAACGCAAUAAUAAUAAUUUACAGAUUGCCUCUUA
Ceutorhynchus assimilis (cabbage seed weevil) is the source of this 1282-nucleotide messenger RNA. The record is from the annotation of a GenBank genome assembly. NCBI's taxonomy places the organism in Eukaryota, Metazoa, Arthropoda, Insecta, Coleoptera, Curculionidae.